This is a messenger RNA of Condylura cristata (star-nosed mole), 558 nucleotides long. It is a transcript of the gene INSL6, whose product is annotated as insulin-like 6. Gene Ontology annotation, cellular component: extracellular region. The record is from RefSeq and is a predicted model, not a curated record. The transcript has 2 exons. NCBI's taxonomy places the organism in Eukaryota, Metazoa, Chordata, Mammalia, Eulipotyphla, Talpidae. Gene Ontology annotation, molecular function: hormone activity. The coding region runs from base 1 to 558 and encodes 185 amino acids.
AUGGAGCUGAGGACCAGCGGCAAAGCGCGGAAGCUGUGUGGCAGGCACCUGAUGAAAGAAAUAGUCAAACUCUGUGGCAAUACUAGCUGGAGCCAUUUUGAGGAGGAAAACCCUCCAAGACAGCAGCAUUCCCAAGCCAGUAAGGUUGAAGCCUUCAUCCCUGACCAGUUCCAAAGCUCCCAAACCAUUUUCCAGGCCUGGGGGAGAGACAAAAAUCCAGUCUCUACAUCUACCUCUCAAGAAGCAAUUAACAGUGGGGAAAUGCAGUCACUGCAUGAAUAUCAGCAUAAAAAGGCAAACUUGCUACCUGAUAACACAAAACUGUCCUCACUACAAGAUAUCAAUCCAUAUAUUCAUAAACUUGUUGAAUUUCAGAAGAAAAAUGCAUACAAAAUUAAAACAUUAAGCAAUUUGUUUUGGGGUGACCAUCCCCAGAGAAAACGCAGAGGCUAUUCAGAAAAAUGUUGCCUUAAAGGAUGUACAAAAGAAGAGCUGAGUAUUGCAUGCCGUCCAUAUACUGAUUAUAAAAACUUAAAGAAAAAAGAAAAUCAGUUGUGA